Messenger RNA from Cryptococcus amylolentus CBS 6039, 2373 nucleotides. RefSeq lists its product as hypothetical. Gene Ontology annotation, biological process: protein phosphorylation. Gene Ontology annotation, molecular function: ATP binding; protein kinase activity. NCBI's taxonomy places the organism in Eukaryota, Fungi, Basidiomycota, Tremellomycetes, Tremellales, Cryptococcaceae. The coding region runs from base 1 to 2373 and encodes 790 amino acids. The transcript is spliced from 6 exons. The record is from RefSeq and is a predicted model, not a curated record.
AUGGCGCACCGACGCUCCUCCAAAAGCCAGGGGGAAGGUCACAAUAUGGGAAUGACCAAUGUCGAGUACUGGAGUGUGUUUACGUCGAAUUCGGAUGACUAUGAGCUCGGUCCUGCUAUAGGGUUCGGCGCUUCGUCCACUGUCUAUGCCGCUGUCUUUACACCGCCCACAUACCACUCGGCUCCUGUACCAUCAGCCGCCACGCCAGCUCCUACUCAAACUCAGCCCCGACAUCUUCAACCCAUCUCGGCUUCAUUGCCAAGCACAUCUCGCAAACCCAACCUGAGCAUUUCUCUAUCUCCAGCCUCUGCUUCUCUAUCAAACAACGUCUCGCCGGGCGACUUGACCAAAUCAAAUAGCUCGGCGCAGCCAAAGGAGCUGCCUUGCGCGAUCAAAGUCUCGGGCUAUCAGUAUGAUGCUGAACUACUCUUCAAAGAGAUACGUCUGCUAGAGCUUUGCAGGCAUCCAAAUGUCCUUCGUAUCGUAACAACUUUCACUCUACCUCCCGACCAUCUCCGACUAGCCAUAGUGACUCCUCUUAUAUCCGGUGGGUCGCUCGCGGGCAUCCUGGAUUGGCGUUCUCGCUUGGCGACCCCGACCAAGAGUCGGAGCAACUUCAAAUUCGGCAAGAAACGAGAUCUCGACACAGAACGGCCGGACGCCGGGGGACUAGAGGAAGAAGAGGUAAAGGGGAUCGUUAAGCAGGUGCUGGAUGGCCUGGCCUACUUGCACGAACAAGGAUAUAUACAUCGAGACCUGAAAGCAGGCAACCUAUUGAUAGAUGUAGACGGCACUAUACUCCUUGCCGACCUCGGUGUAGGUGGUGAUAUGAACCUCCCUGCUUCGCCUGCGCCUGGUAAAGCCAAGCGGACGGGCAUCGAAGAAAUCAGGUUCGAGCCCCAGCAGGGUCUCGGGCCUGGGAAGAGGAUGCCUUCACCAAACGAUGACCGGGGUAUGAGGAAGAGCUUCGUGGGAACUCCCAGUUGGAUGGCCCCCGAGGUCGUGACUGGCCAAAAGUACGAUAGCAAAGCCGACAUCUGGAGUCUCGGUAUCACUAUCCUCGAGCUAGCUUAUGGCGCCGUUCCGGGUGGCAAGCGGAAAAGUAGAGACAUCUUGACAAAUAUAGCGAAAGAGCCUGCGCCAGUGCUGGACAGGAUGGGCAAGUUCAGUAAGCAGAUGCAGGAUUUUGUACAACUUUGUCUGGUCAAAGAGCCUGCGCAUCGAGCAUCAGCAUCGCAAUUACUAGACCAUUUAUGGCUCAGACAUUCCAGAAAGAAAGAAGCGUUGGCACAAACACUUCUUGACGGCGUCCCACCUCUUUCCCAACGACAAGAGCUGUUCCGUGUCCCCACGGUCUCUUCUAUUGUCUCUGGAACCUCCUCCUGGGAUUUUGCCUCCCCAUCUGUACCCUCUUCCCCCAUGCGGUCCUCGCAAAUCUCGGCGGCUGCUGCUCGCUCUCCGUCAGUCAUAUCUUAUAAAGGCGACUACUUUGCCGCAACGCAUUCAAGAUCUUCGUCCUUCAGUGCAUUACCGCCUUCGCCGAGGGUCUCAUUACGACAAUGGGCAGAGCGCUCCGGCUCAGUCGAUGGAGAGGGUAUCGCAGGUCUUGGUAUCAGGACGGGGAGUGAGGGUGGCAAGUCUAGGGGAAGGACGCAAAACUCUGCCUCUGUACUGAGCGGACGCAAAAGCUUGUCAUUUGACCUGCAACGUCCUUCCUCAGUCACUAAUUUACGACUCGGGGCUGUAUCUCCAGUCAAGCGCGGCCGAGAGCUGAGACCAGCAAGGUCAGAAGAUAACAUUGAAGGCUUCCAAGAUGAUGGGCGGGGUCUGGCGCCCAUGAGUCCCUUGCUCGAAGUUACCAGACCAAAUCGAGCAGGGGUAGAGAAGGUGGAGAUACCGAACCUAGCCUUGGCCGAGGGGUCUCUGAGCUCGGGUUUGGUGGACGGUGUGGCGUCGAUGGGUUUCGAUGACAGGGUUCAAAACUCGCCGCCGGAUCUACCGAGCUUGGCCGCCGAGAUAAGCCCACUUGAUAGUACUACCCUACCCAUUCUUCCCGAUCCUGAAACACCCACCAAAUUGGGCAAAGGCAAGGAGCAGCGAAUCUCGCCGGAACCCGACAUCUCUCUUUCCCGCACAGAGACUCUCGUUGCCCGCGUUCCCUCCCGCCCAUAUGAGUCUCUGGAGGAACAUGACGCCAAGAGAGGAUGGUUGGGAAGAAGAAAGAGCGCAAAUAGGAAUGCUGGGGGCAGGGACACGGCGAGCGGUAGCUCUGAAGGACUGCCACAGUCAAUGAGAAAGACGGGAUCUUGGGGCGGGAUGCUAGGGAAGCUUUCGGGCAAGAAGGGUAAGCUAUCUACCAUAGGACCAGCCUGA